UUCUCCUUCUUGCUCACUAGUCCUUUCCUCCCUUGACAGUAUAUUUCUUUGGCCAUGAAUGAAAAAUGUCAAACACUGAUAAAAAGAAGAGAAAAAGAAGAAAAUGAAGCUGCUGAAUUUGCAAAGGAUGCAAAAGAAAAAAAGAACAAAGAACAGAAAACUGUGGAUAAUAGAGAAGUUGCAUCACCUGAGGCAGCAACCACCAGUUGCCAUACUGGAGAUUUUCAGUUGGAGCCAAUGGAACUACCUCCUUUUGAAGUAAUUACAGGGGACAGGAUAGAUCCUUUUGUCUUUAAGUUCCAGUUCAAGAAUGUUGAAUACUCUUCAGGACGCAACAAGACCUUACUUUGUUACUUGGUGGAUAAAGGAAACACAUCAGAUGGACUGCUAAGAGGCUACCUGGAGGAUGAGCAUGCUGGGACUCAUGCUGAGGAGGCAUUCUUCACUCAGUGUUUGCCACAUUGCAACCCUGCACUCAAAUAUACAGUCACCUGGUACGUGUCCUCCAGUCCCUGUUCAGCUUGCGCUGCAAAGAUAGCUGAACUAUUGAAGGACCAGAAAAAUCUCAAAUUGAAUAUCUUUGCUGCUCGGCUGUUUGAGUGGGAGGAAGGAGAGAUCCAGGCUGGGCUGAGGACCCUGCACGCUGCAGGCUGUAAACUGAGGGUGAUGAAGCCUCUAGAUUUCUCUUAUACCUGGGAUACAUUUGUUGAGAAUGAGGAUCAGUCUCUGAAUCUGUGGGAGGACUGCAAAGAAAAUUACGAGUAUUACCAUGAAAAACUGUCUGAUAUUCUAACACCAUAAAUUCUCAUUUUCAGCAUUUUGCCUUUAUUAGAGCUAUAAAGUUAUGCUGAUAUCAAGUGCAGAAGCUCCACAGCAGAACAUAAUUAUGGAUGCUGUGAUACUAAAUCUGUUAUCUGCUUUGGCAUUAUUUAUAUCACUCUUUAAAUAAUUUCUUUACAGUUCACUUCAGGUUCAGAGAGAUACACAGACAGAAACUGAGAUAUUUUUCAAAACAAGAGCUGAAAAUCCUAAUUAAAAAAUACCCCUGUAUGUGUGAAUCUAGCCUUAAUGUCUGCAGAAAACUGGGAUUUAUCAGAUGACCACAGGUAAAAAUGUUGUUUUAAGCAGAUUAUUGUUAUUUGUUUGUUGUUGUUGUUGUUAUUUGACAUUUUUUACAUUUCAAAUAACAAAGUUUCACUGCUUUGUCACCAGUUUACAGUGAGAAAUAAAAAAUAUAAGGA
Oreochromis aureus is the source of this 1241-nucleotide messenger RNA. RefSeq names its product apolipoprotein B mRNA editing enzyme, catalytic polypeptide-like 2a (gene apobec2a). Bases 55 to 801 code for a protein of 248 amino acids. Gene Ontology annotation, cellular component: nucleus; cytoplasm. The transcript has 3 exons. Gene Ontology annotation, biological process: cytidine to uridine editing. Gene Ontology annotation, molecular function: cytidine deaminase activity; RNA binding. The record is from RefSeq and is a predicted model, not a curated record. Lineage: Eukaryota; Metazoa; Chordata; Actinopteri; Cichliformes; Cichlidae.